This is a messenger RNA of Bombus huntii, 3420 nucleotides long. Its product is annotated as solute carrier family 35 member C2. Gene Ontology annotation, biological process: UDP-glucose transmembrane transport. NCBI's taxonomy places the organism in Eukaryota, Metazoa, Arthropoda, Insecta, Hymenoptera, Apidae. The coding region runs from base 674 to 1951 and encodes 425 amino acids. Gene Ontology annotation, cellular component: cis-Golgi network; Golgi apparatus; endoplasmic reticulum-Golgi intermediate compartment. Gene Ontology annotation, molecular function: antiporter activity. The transcript has 7 exons. The record is from RefSeq and is a predicted model, not a curated record.
CGUUAAAUAGAAAACUAAAUAUGUACAGUAUUUAUUACUACUUAUAACUAUCAAUUAUUUUGUGUACAUUGACCCUAUUUUUAUUUAAUAUUUAUAUUUUGUACAUAAUUAAAUUCAAUUUUUAUAACAUUAAAAUUGGUGUCAAUUUUUUAAAUAAUGGAUGUGUCAGAUAAUAAAUAACUCAAUUAUUAAAAAGUGAGGAUAUAUUAAGUAUUUGUGUUUACUUUAAAGUCAAGGUUUUUAAAAAAAACUCAGCCAAAGUAUAGAUAAUUCUAUAAAUAAGUUUACCACCAUAAGAAAUUUCAAAAUGAUAAGAAGAUUACUGUGAUAAUAUGCAUUUAUCAGAUUGUGAUAUGCCACAUUUUUGUCUACUAUAAUUUUUAGGUUAUGUUUAUACAUGACUUCACGUUUAUGUAUAUCGUAUGUCACAUCGAAGUAAGUGAUAACGAUAUGUAUGUACUUUAAUUUUGUUUUCUUUCUAAUGUUCUCACUUGUAAUUUUAAAUACAUUAUAAAUUUACAGAAUGAAUGUGAAUUCUGUCGUCAUUGUUACACAAUUAUUUCUUUUGUUAAACAUAUAACUUAAAAUAACAGAUGUCUAAGUUAGACAUAACAAUUUAUGAGUAUUUUUUAUGUAUUUAAAGAAUUCUAAGACGAUUAUUUUUUUCUGAAGUAUGACAAGAUCACAUAUAAAAUAUCAAAUUGCGAAAGAUACAGAUGAUACAUCAGAUUAUUUUCUCGAACCAGUCCAAGAGUUUCCAAAUCUGUCUAAAAAAGAAGUAUCUUUUUGGAAAAAAUCUUUUCAAAUUAUCAUAUUAAUUCUGUGCUAUUUUGUGUUGUCUGUAGGUUUAACUUUUUAUGUACAAUGGCUUUAUAAUACAUAUGGAUUUCAUUUUCCACUUGUUGUGGUGAUAUGUCACUUAUUAAUAAAAUUUUUGUUUUCUGCCUCAAUAAGAUGUAUUAAAACAUGUUGGAAGAAACAACAAUUAAAACUUCCUUUACAAAGCAUAAUAGGAAUGGUUAUGCCAAUUGGCAUAGCUAGUGGCCUUGAUAUAGGUCUAUCAAAUUGGGCAAUUUCAUUAAUUACUAUGUCAUUAUAUACUAUGACAAAAUCGACUUCUAUUAUUUUUAUUCUUGGAUUUGCACUCUUUUUGAAGUUGGAGAAAAAGUCUUGGACAUUAUCAUGUAUUGUAGUAAUGAUAUCAGGAGGUUUAUUUAUGUUUACUUAUAAAUCAACACAAUUUGAAGUUUUUGGAUUUGUAAUUUGCCUCUUAGCAUCAUUUUUAAGUGGUAUUCGGUGGACUAUGACACAACUAGUUAUGCAAAAAUCUAAACUUGGAAUGAAAAGUCCAAUUGACAUGAUGUACUAUAUGCAGUUAUGGAUGUUAUUACCUAUUGUACCAGUGAUGAUAUGGUUUGAAGGAUCUCAUCUAUACAAUAGUUUUAAAAAUACAGAUUGGAAUGAUGUUCAAACUAUUACAAUGACUAUAAUUGCUGUAUUUGGAAGUGCUAUUAUAGCUUUCCAUAUGGAAGUUAUGGAAUUUUUAGUUGUUACAUAUACUUCUAGUCUUACACUUUCAAUUAUUGGCAUAAUUAAGGAAAUAUUUAUUUUAAUUUUGGCUGUUGAAUGGGAAGGUGAUCAAAUGAGUCAUCUUAAUUUUGUAGGAUUGUUAAUGUGCCUUUGUGGAAUCACAAUUCAUACGAUACAAAAAGCAUUAUCCAAUAGGAACAAAAAAGCUGAAAAUUUGGAAUUACAAGUAAAUUCUCUUUCAAGUAAUAAUUUUAAAACUGAAGAGGUAAUCGAUACAAAUUUACCUUUGUUAACUCAAAAAUCAACAUCGCUAACAAAUCUUUUAAACGCGGAAUUCAGUUCAGAUGAAGAUGAUACAGUUAAACAUGGUGAGAAUUCUACUCAGAUACUAUCUAAUAUAUUGCAACGUAGGGAACAGUAAAGUCUAAACUCUAACAUUAAUAUACAAGGACAUAAAAUUUAUUUAUUCUGAAAAGUCAUUCCAUAUCUAAUUAUAUACUAUUUCCCGCAUUUUAUACAUAUUUUUACACCUCAAUUUAAUUAUUAAAUUUAUAAUCCUUAAUUUUCAAUGAAAAUGUUAAUAAUUAUUAUUUAUGUCCUAUUUUUAAGGAUAUUAUUUAUGCAUGUAAAAUUAUGUAUAAAUUUAUUUUUUUAAUAUUAUUUCGAAAAACAAACAAAUUUUUAUUUAAACACUUAAAAACUUAAAGAGUGCAAAUAAUAUACAUAUAUAAAACAAAGUACAUAUAUGUAUAGUAAAUAACUUUAAAAGGAAAUUUAUUUUAUAAUUAUUUACUUACAGCCUGUGUUAUUAGUUCCUUGCUUAAAAAUAGCAUAACUAUACCUUAUUAUUUAGUAGUAUUUUUCACAUUUGAUCUUAUUUAUGCUAUAUACAUAUAUUUAUACACAAAUAACAAGACUUCCAGAAAUACACAGCAUAAUAAUAGAUGAUAAUGUAAACAUUGAAAAACUGUGCACAUUUUAUAAAUUAUUAUUAAUUUAAAAAAAAGGUAUAUCUAAUUAACAACUUUUUAAUCAAAAUUUGUGUGAACAGCCAUUAUUGUUAUUUAAUAUUAUUCUUAUAAUAUUAUAAGGACAAAUAUACAAAAACAUUACAGUAGACAAAGAGAUUAUUAAUUUUUUAUAUUCAUAAAUCGUAUUUUAUGUAAUUUGAUGUUAAUAUUAUACAAAUUAAUUAUACAGUAUAAAAACAAUGCUUCAUAUAAUUAUGUAAUUUUAUGGUAAUUUAUUUGAUUUUAUGAUAUACAUGUUAAUUUGCAUAAGGAUAAUAAUAAUGUAUUUUGUCAAAGAAAUUUAUUUAAUAUGUAUGUUCUCAUAUUGAGAAUGUUAUAAUUUUUAUUUUAUAAUCUUAAAGUAUUCGUAAUAAACUUUGUAUACAUAAGUAUGCUAUUAUAUGUUAUUAUUUAUUUAAUUCUUAAAUAAGUCCUAUGGAAUUCGUCUAUUGUAAGAAAUAUUUAAUAAGAUUAUGUUUCUAUAACUCUGUAAACUAUUGAAACAUAAUUUAUAUAUAGUUUAUAUUUAUAAUUAUAAUAUACGACAAUAAAAUGCAAAAACUAUGUGUUUUGGUAUCGUACUUGCAAUUAGAAGUACGAUUUACAGAUGGUAAAAGUAAUCUUUUUAUUUUGAAACUUAGGGAUUUCAUUAGAGGUUCACAUUAAAUUAUUUAAUUUUUUUAAUACUAUACUAAUACUAAUAAUGAAGUUGAUUUCUUUUUAAAAUUACGAAACAAAUUUUUUUAUACAAUUGUAUUAUUAUGAGAAAAAUAAUAAAUAUGAUAUAUAUAUAUAAAACAAAAUUCUGUAAUUAUUAUUAGAUAGAUUAAUAAAUAAUUGUUAUGUAUGUAAUUUAAUAAAUAACUUUGUAAACCCCUUA